Messenger RNA from Lotus japonicus, 4611 nucleotides. Its product is annotated as mediator of RNA polymerase II transcription subunit 33B-like. Gene Ontology annotation, biological process: regulation of phenylpropanoid metabolic process. The record is from RefSeq and is a predicted model, not a curated record. Gene Ontology annotation, cellular component: mediator complex. NCBI's taxonomy places the organism in Eukaryota, Viridiplantae, Streptophyta, Magnoliopsida, Fabales, Fabaceae. The transcript has 10 exons. The coding region runs from base 322 to 4302 and encodes 1326 amino acids.
GCCAGAUCACAUGCCAAAAAAUUCAAAGUAGUAGUUUGUAAAGUGAAAGCAAUGGCUGGACGGCGGAAAGAUGACACACAGACACAGUACAGAUACAAGAAUCUAGAAGAAGAAGAAGAAGAAGAAGAAGAAGAAUGAUUCCUCUUCUUUCUUUCCCCUUUAACAAGCCUCCAAAUCAGACUUUUGAAAUUUUGAGUCAAUUAGUCAAACCCAUCACAAACACAAGAACAAGAAAAAACGCAACACAACACAACCACUAGAAACUUUUCACAAACCAGAAGAAGCAGAAGCAGAAGCAGAAGCAGAAGCAGAAGAAAAGAUAUGGUGUGGGACGGUGUACUGGACCUAACCAAGUGGGCGCAGGAAAACAAAACCGACCCUCUCCUCUGGUCAAUCGAGGUCCGCUCUUGCCUCAACGCCGCCGCGGUUCCGUUACCGUCGGCGGAGCUCGCCCACCGCCUCGUCUCCCACAUCUUCUGGGAGAAUCACGUCCCACUCACAUGGAAGUUUCUCGAGAAAGCAAUGGAACUUCGCCUCGUCCCUCCGUUGCUCCUCCUCGCUCUCCUCUCCGCCAAGGUCCUCCCUCACCGCCACGCUCACCUCCACCCUUCCGCCUACGCUCUAUACCUCCACCUCCUCAACCGCCACGCCUUCGCCCUCACACCACUCAUCAGCUCCCCUGAGUAUCCCACCGUCAUGAGAUCCGUUCACCACGCGCUUCGCUUCUCCCACCUCUAUCCUUCUCAGCAACAACCGCUUCAUCCCGGAGCUGUUCUUGUUCAGUUUCUGUUUACUGUUGUUUGGCAGUUGGUUGAAGCGUCGUUGGAGGAUGAGGGAUUGCUGGAACCUAGCUCCAGAUUCUUCUUAUUUGCUGACUCUGAUUCCGCCGCCGCUGCCGUGGAUUCUCGUGCGGCUAACUACUUUGCUGACCACAAGGAUGGGAAUGUUUUGCACCGGAAGAAUACUGCCACUGCUAUUGAGGUCAUUGCACGCUUUCUUCACAACAAAGUCACUUCCAGGAUCCUUUCUUUGGUUCAUCGAAACAUGCCGGCACAUUGGGAACCUUUUGUUCACCAACUGCAGCGCCUUGUGGGGAACUCGUUAGUUUUGAGGAGCUUGAAACAUAUUACUCCUGAGUCUUUGUUGCCUUUGGAUUCCAAGACCAAUGGGCUGUUGUCUCCGGAAUGGAAAGCUACGCCACCGAAGCUGGACCUUAGUGCUGUCAUGGCUGCUAAUGCUGGCUCUCGUGUUUCCUGCGCGCUUCAAUCUCAUCAUGAUAGUUGGUCUUCUCUUUGGCUUCCCAUUGAUCUACUCCUUGAGGAUGCGAUGGAUAGUGAUCAUGUCGCGACAACUAGUGCUGUUGAAGUCCUUACUGGGUUGGUGAAGGCUUUGCAAGCGGUUCAUGGUACUGCAUGGCACAAUGCUUUUUUAGGUUUAUGGAUUGCAGCACUACGAAUAGUUCAAAGGGAGAGGGAUCCAAGUGAGGGUCCUGUACCUCGCCUUGAUACCUGCUUGUGUAUGCUAUUGUGCAUUACAACCCUUGUAGUUGCUAAUAUCAUCGAAGAAGAGGAAGGUGAACUGAUUGAAGAAGCUGAGCGCAGCCCGACAAAUCAAAGGAAGGACAAACAGGCUUUGGGAGAACGUCGUGGGGAAUUGAUUACCUGCUUACAGCUAUUGGGUGAUUAUGAGGAUUUACUCAAGCCACCUCAAUCUGUUAUUUGGGUAGCUAAUCAGGCUGCUGCCAAGGCUACCCUGUUUGUAUCAGGACAUAAUGGAUACUUGGGAUCUAUGAACGUAAAUGACUUGCCCAUGAACUGCUCUGGUAACUUAUGGCAUGUGAUCAUUGAGGCUUGCAUUGCGAGACAUUUGCUUGAUACCUCAGCUUAUUUCUGGCCUGGUUAUGUUAGUGCACCUUGCAGUCAAAUACCUCAUAGUAUUCCUAACCAUUUGCCUAGCUGGUCAUCAUUGAUGAAGGGGUCGCCACUUACUCCUCCAUUGGUUAAUGUCUUAGUUGCAACUCCUGCUUCCAGCUUAGCAGAGAUUGAGAAAGUUUUUGAAUUUGCAAUCAAUGGCUCAGAUGAAGAAAAGAUAUCUGCUGCUACCAUUCUGUGUGGGGCAUCUCUAGUACGUGGUUGGAAUGUGCAGGAACAUGUCGUUUUUUUCAUCAUAAACUUUCUUUCACCUCCAAUUCCUCCUAAAUACUCUGGGACUGAAAGCCACUUGAUUAGCUAUGCUCCAUUUUUGAAUGUCCUUCUGGUUGGAAUUUCACCGGUGGACAGUGUUCAGAUUUUCUCCCUACAUGGUGCGGUUCCACUACUUGCAGCUGCACUAAUGCCAAUAUGCGAGGCUUUUGGAUCAUGUGUGCCUAAUGUGUCAUGGACUGCUGCAACUGGUGAAAAAUUAUCUUGUCAUGGAGUGUUUUCGAAUGCAUUUGUUCUCCUGCUGAGGUUAUGGCGGUUUGAUCAUCCACCUACUGAGCAUGUGAUGGGGGCUGCAGCAACUCCAGCAUUAGGAUCACAGUUAGGUCCUGAGUUCCUUUUAGUGGUUCGGAAUAGUUUGUUGGCAUCCUUUGGGAAAUCACCUAGAGAUCGAAUAAGCAGCAGAAGAUAUUCGAAAAUGAUAACUAUUGCUACAGAGCCUGUAUUUAUGGAUUCUUUUCCAAAAUUAAACAUUUGGUAUCGGCAGCAUCAAGAAUGUAUUGCGUCAACCCGAUCAGCUCUUGCACCAGGAGGACCUAUUCUUCAGAUUGUUGAUGCAUUACUAAGUAUGAUGUGCAGGAAAAUGAGUAGAAGUUCUCAAUCAUUGGCAUCUGCAACUUCAGGAAGCAGCAGCUCAUCCAGCUCUUCAUUGGAUGAUAUUUUAAUGAAACUUAAAGUGCCUGCAUGGGAUAUCCUUGAAGCAGCUCCUUUUGUUCUUGAUGCUGCUCUUACAGCUUGUGCUCAUGGAAGUCUCUACCCUCGUGAAUUGGCUACAGGUCUCAAAGAUCUUGCUGAUUUUCUGCCAGCAUCUUUGGCUACCAUUGUAAGCUACUUCUCAGCUGAAGUAACGCGUGGUGUAUGGAAACCAGCUUUUAUGAAUGGAACUGAUUGGCCUAGCCCUGCGGCAAAUUUGGCCAUUGUCGAGCAACAAAUAAAAAAAAUUCUGGCAGCCACAGGUGUUGAUGUCCCAAGUCUAGCAAUAGAUGGGAACACUCCAGCUACACUUCCUCUGCCAUUGGCUGCUUUUCUAAGUCUCACAAUAACAUAUAAGCUGGACAAAACUUCUGAGCGCUUCCUUGUCUUGACUGGCCCAUCUUUGAUCAACCUUUCUGCUGGUUGUCCCUGGCCUUGCAUGCCCAUUGUAGCUUCUUUGUGGGCUCAGAAGGUGAAGCGUUGGAGUGACUUUUUCGUAUUCUGUGCUUCUGGAAAUGUCUUCAACCACAGAAGGGAUGCGGUAGUUCAGCUCCUAAGAAGUUGCUUCACCUCCACCCUUGGGCUUGGUUCUGCCAGUAUGUAUAACAACGGUGGAAUUGGCGCGCUCCUUGGUCAUGGCUUCGGUUCUCACUUCAGUGGAGGGAUCUCUCCAGUUGCUCCUGGGUUUCUCUACCUGCGAGUUUACAGGUCAAUUAGAGAUGUUAUGUUCUUAACAGAAGAAAUUGUAUCUCUUCUAAUGCUUUCAGUUAGAGAUAUAGCAAGUGGUGGGUUACCCAAGGGUGAAGUUCACAAACCCAAGAGGACGAAGCAUGGAAUGAGAUAUGGACAAGUUUCUCUUGCUGCGUCAAUGACACGUGUCAAGCACGCUGCGCUUAUUGGAGCUUCUUUUCUCUGGAUAUCUGGUGGUGCAAGUUUGGUUCAAUCUUUGAUAAUAGAGACUUUACCUUCCUGGUUUUUAUCAGCACAGGGAUUGGAACAGGAAGUGGAAGAAUCUGGAGUUAUGGUUGCUAUGCUUAGAGGCUAUGCACUGGCAUGUUUUGCUGUACUUAGUGGGACAUUUGCUUGGGGUAUCGACUCUUUGUCAACUGCAUCGAAACGACGACCAAAGAUUCUUGCAAUUCAUUUAGACUUUCUUGCAAAUGCCCUGGAUGGGAAGGUGUCACUUCGCUGUGAUUGUGCAACUUGGCGUGCCUACGUGUCCGGAAUUAUAAGCUUGAUGGUGAGUUGCACGCCACUGUGGAUCCAGGAACUUGAUGUGGGUUUGUUGAAGAGAGUGAGCAUGGGAUUAAGACAGUUGAACGAAGAAGACUUGGCUCUGCGCUUAUUAGAAAUUAGGGGGGCAAGCGUCAUGGGCGAGGUGGCUGAAAUGAUAAUUCAAAGUGAACUUUAACCCUCCAGAACUUGGUUGCAUUGAGCUGACUAAUUAGUGCAUGUUUGGAAUUCACGUAGUCCUCAACAUCAUGUUAACACAAUAGCAACACUACGGAGCUUCUCUGCUAACGUGUUUUGGAGUGUGUGUCCAACACACAUCCAAACAUGCUGUUAUAGUUAGGGAUGUUGAUAUUCUUUAGACUACCAUUUCUGUACAUAGCAAACUAGCAAUGUAAAUUCAUAAGGUUAUAUCAUCCCUUAUAUUUUGAGCAGUUACAUUUAACUAAAUGGAUAAACUUGAGUUAUGAUAAGCAUUACAGUAUAUUUA